CUAUCGCGUCAUAAAGAACUUCGCGCGGGGAGUGAUGCGGAAGGAGCAGUCCCUGCUCUGUGAGGCAGUCACUCAGUGAAAGAGCCCGAGCGUGCUGGGGAGAGAAAGGGGGAAGAGCGACGGUGAGAAGUGAGCAGGCAGUGAAAGGGCGACAGACGAGCAAAAGAGGAGCUGAAUGAUCUGGCACGUGAUCCUCCGGCACAAUGUUCAGCAGGGCCUGUUGGAGAUGAUAUGUUUCACUGGCAAGCAACAAUAAUGGGACCAAAUGACAGUCCCUAUCAGGGUGGUGUGUUCUUCUUGACAAUUCACUUUCCAACAGAUUACCCCUUUAAACCGCCUAAGGUUGCAUUUACGACAAGAAUUUACCAUCCAAAUAUUAACAGUAAUGGCAGUAUUUGUCUUGAUAUUCUACGGUCGCAAUGGUCUCCAGCAUUAACUAUUUCAAAAGUACUUUUGUCCAUCUGUUCUCUGUUGUGUGAUCCCAAUCCAGAUGAUCCUUUAGUGCCUGAGAUUGCACGGAUCUACAAAACAGAUAGAGAAAAGUACAACAGAAUAGCUCGAGAAUGGACUCAGAAGUAUGCGAUGUAAUUAAAGAAAUUAUUGGAUAACCUCUACAAAUAAAGAUAGGGGAACUCUGAAAGAGAAAGUCCUUUUGAUUUCCAUUUGACUGCUUUCUAUGAGCCCACGCCUCAUCUUCCCCUGUGCACAUGUUUACCUGAUACAGCAGUGCUGCGUGUUGUACCCACUUGGAACAACGAAAUACUGUAUUCCAUACCAACAUUGACUCCUAGCAAAGAAAUGUGUGUCAAAAGCCAGUUCUUCUAUCAAAGUCUAGUUGUGAGCAUAAAAGCAUUCCUAAGAGAUUUCAAUUGGGCACUGAAGCCAACCAUGGAGGGAGAGGGGAAGAAUAAAUUGUUUCUUGUGUUUCUGGGGAUUUUUAAUGAUUCAAGAGGAUGUUUUUUUAAAAAAUGGAAUCCUUUUAAACUCAUAACUGUAAUGAAAAGAAAUGUGAAGAACUUAAAGCUGUUCUGUAUUUUAUUCUGAAGGACCUACUAAGGUAAAUGUAUGACCAAUAAGAUCAAAUUGUACCUACAUCCUGUGUUUAAAAGUCUGAGUUUAACUGGUCAGAACUUAAAUGCAUUGGAGCUAUUAGUGCAUCAAGUGAUGUUGAUUUUAUUACAAGUCUCCCCCUGCCCCUUCCCCUCCCUUUCAUAAUUUUGGUUUGUAUGUGUUUUCUCAAUUAACAUAGCUAAUAGCUCUUAUUUUCUUAAGUUUUUAAUGGCUUAGGUCUUUCUGGAUGUAAGGGUAAAAUUCAUUUGACAGACUUGUGUAUAUUUAAAGACCCAGCUGCUCCCUUGGAGCUUGUACGUUCAAGAAUGAUUAAUCUGUGUAAUAAACUGAUUACUACAGUCAUUACAUA
Molecule: messenger RNA, 1420 nt
Organism: Protobothrops mucrosquamatus (brown spotted pit viper)
Lineage: Eukaryota; Metazoa; Chordata; Lepidosauria; Squamata; Viperidae
Gene: UBE2D2
Product: ubiquitin conjugating enzyme E2 D2
Exons: 7
Coding region: 232-588 (118 amino acids)
Biological process (GO): protein K48-linked ubiquitination; ubiquitin-dependent protein catabolic process
Cellular component (GO): nucleus
Molecular function (GO): ubiquitin conjugating enzyme activity
Source: RefSeq, a predicted model, not a curated record